AUGUCUCUGCAAAUCACUCGUGUCCACAGUCCAAGUGACUGCGACUUUUGCAACACGAGGACGAUUGCUCACAGUGUCCCCGAUCUUUCUGGAGUCGUUUAUUGCACGUCUCCUCCUCAAAGGGGGGCUUCUAGGAGCCCGAGAGACACUCCGAGCCCCUCAAGGAGCAAUUCCAAAGCGAGCCGCUCCAAGCAGGCUCGGCAUAGGCGUGGCAGAGCCACAUCCUCUACCUUCAACUCGGCAACUAGUCUGGAAUGGUUUCAGACUCGAGAAGCUUCGCCAGGAGGCAAUGACUUCCACGUUGGUGAAGGAACUCCCUACAGACGUCGUGUGUCCACCAUGCCAUCCCGGACUUUAAACCGUCAGGGGCCAUCCGACUUAUCAGGACUGCCAGACUCGUCAGCCUACCGCCUCAGGAGCUUCAGCGUAACGAAUCGCGGAAGUGUCGUGAAUCUCGGAGAUACGGUGUGCUUCCGCUCGAGGUCUGACGUCAGUGUCGGUGGUUCGGGAAGUUCCUUGGGACCUCCUGAAGAUUUCCGAGAACGGACUUCUUCCAGUGGCGGGUCCACGGUGAGGUCGGAGGAUGUUCCCAAGUACAAGGUCCUCGUCUUGGGAGAUGAAGGAGUCGGGAAGAGUUCCCUCAUUGCACAGCUCAUGACUUCCGAGUACUUGACGGUGCGGAAUGCCUUAUCUAUGAAUGAUGCUCAAGAGAACAGCGGUAAGGAGGCAGCUUCAUCUUUUGUAUCCUGGUGGCUUUCUUGCAGAUCAUCUGAAGUUGAGCAGGAUGACAGCUGCGGGGAAAGUGUCAAGAAGGAAACUGAUGGCAGUGAGAGAAGAUUCGAGAAGUUGAUAGGCUAUAGAGUUCCAGCUGGUGAGUUCUGCUCCACGGAUGCAUUGGUUUUGGUGUACUCCGUGACGGAUAUGUCCAGCUUCAGGAAGGUGUGCCACUGCCUCAAAACACUGAAGGAGACCGCGAACAGGCAGCCCCGGUCUUCCCUGCCACUGGGGCCCGGUCUCAGGUCCAAAGCUGUCAUCCUGGUGGGCAACAAAGCAGACUUGGCCAGAGUCCGGACAGUCUCUACUGACAAGGGUCGCAGCAUAGCCAGUCACUACGACGUGAAGUUCAUCGAGACUUCCGUGGUGAUCCACCACAAUGUGGAUGAGCUCCUCGUGGGUGUGCUCAGCCAGAUCCGGCUCAAGGCCCGGCAGGCUGCCGUCCUGUCCUGCAGGCACCACGCGCGCUUCACCACCAGGGCCCGGAGCCUGUGGCGCAGUCUGCUGCAGCGGUGCGAACUCAGGUUCAGGUCCUGUGACAACCUUCACCUGUGA
Messenger RNA from Uloborus diversus, 1329 nucleotides. Its product is annotated as GTP-binding protein REM 1-like. NCBI's taxonomy places the organism in Eukaryota, Metazoa, Arthropoda, Arachnida, Araneae, Uloboridae. The transcript has 4 exons. Gene Ontology annotation, molecular function: calcium channel regulator activity; GTP binding; GTPase activity. The record is from RefSeq and is a predicted model, not a curated record. Gene Ontology annotation, cellular component: plasma membrane. Bases 1 to 1329 code for a protein of 442 amino acids.